GCAGUGCGCAGGCGCGCACCUGUGCGGCGCAGGGGCCGCGCGCGCCCCGCCUCUCCCGCCGCCCUCGUCUCUCCACCCGCAGGCCCCGCCUCGCUUCCUCCCCGCAAUCGCCCGGUGGCUCGGCAGGCGGGCGGCGUGCUGCUGCGUCAUCGCCAGGGGCCGGUUUGAAUGAGUUUCUUGUCGCCCCGUGUCUGCCGCAACCACCACCGCCACCGCCGCGCCUCCGCCUCGGCCGCCACCGCAGGUCCUUCGCGGCCCCUUCCCUUCGUCGUCCUUGCCAGGCCCGGCCUUCCCGCGCCGCCGCGCCCCCGCGCCCCGCCAUGCCGCUCUACUCCGUUACUGUGAAAUGGGGAAAGGAGAAAUUUGAAGGUGUAGAACUGAAUACUGAUGAACCUCCAAUGGUGUUCAAGGCUCAGCUUUUUGCACUGACUGGAGUCCAGCCGGCCAGACAGAAAGUUAUGGUGAAAGGAGGAACACUGAAGGACGAUGAUUGGGGGAACAUCAAAAUGAAAAAUGGAAUGACUGUACUAAUGAUGGGGUCAGCAGAUGCUCUUCCUGAGGAACCCUCAGCUAAAACUGUCUUUGUAGAAGACAUGACAGAAGAACAGUUAGCAUCGGCUAUGGAAUUACCAUGUGGAUUGACAAACCUUGGUAAUACUUGUUACAUGAAUGCUACAGUUCAGUGUAUUCGUUCUGUGCCUGAACUCAAAGAUGCCCUUAAAAGGUAUGCAGGCGCCUUGAGAGCUUCAGGAGAAAUGGCGUCGGCACAGUAUAUUACUGCAGCCCUUAGAGAUUUGUUUGAUUCCAUGGAUAAAACUUCUUCUAGUAUUCCACCGAUUAUUCUACUGCAGUUUUUGCACAUGGCUUUUCCACAGUUUGCAGAGAAGGGCGAACAAGGACAGUAUCUUCAGCAGGAUGCUAAUGAGUGUUGGGUACAAAUGAUGCGAGUAUUACAGCAGAAAUUGGAAGCUAUAGAAGAUGAUACUGUUAAAGAGACAGAUUCUUCAUCUGCAUCAGCAGUGACACCUUCUAAAAAGAAAAGUUUAAUUGAUCAGUUCUUUGGAGUCGAAUUUGAGACAACCAUGAAAUGUACAGAAUCUGAGGAAGAAGAAGUCACUAAAGGAAAGGAAAGUCAGCUUCAGCUUAGCUGUUUCAUCAAUCAAGAAGUCAAGUAUCUUUUUACAGGACUUAAGUUGCGACUUCAGGAAGAAAUCACCAAACAGUCUCCAACAUUGCAAAGAAAUGCUUUGUACAUCAAAUCGUCCAAGAUCAGCCGGUUACCUGCUUACUUAACUAUUCAGAUGGUUCGAUUUUUUUACAAAGAGAAGGAAUCUGUGAAUGCUAAAGUUCUUAAGGAUGUGAAAUUUCCUCUUAUGUUGGAUGUGUAUGAACUAUGUACACCAGAACUUCAAGAGAAAAUGGUUUCUUUUCGAUCAAAAUUCAAGGAUCUAGAGGAUAAAAAAGUAAAUCAGCAGCCAAAGACAGGUGACAAAAACAGUAGUCCUCAAAAAGAAGUUAAGUAUGAACCCUUUUCUUUUGCUGAUGACAUUGGCUCCAAUAAUUGCGGAUACUAUGAUUUACAAGCAGUGCUAACGCAUCAGGGAAGGUCUAGCUCUUCAGGCCAUUAUGUCUCAUGGGUGAAAAGGAAACAAGAUGAGUGGAUCAAGUUCGAUGACGAUAAGGUCAGCAUCGUGACGCCAGAGGACAUCCUACGACUCUCUGGCGGUGGCGACUGGCACAUAGCUUAUGUUCUCCUCUACGGGCCUCGCAGAGUGGAGAUCAUGGAAGAGGAAAGAGAACAGUAAUCUUCAUUUUAGCUAUUUAUGCUUAGGUGUGAAAUAAAUGUUAUUUGUUGAUCAUUUCUAUAACCCAGAGCUUUGGAGGAAGAUGUUUAGGUGGUUUUACGUGUCUCCCCUCAUGUGGAACAAGAGAGGGCAGAAGCAGACCACUCUGUGUUACCGACCUAAGAAAUUACAGAAAAGAGAACAGAAAAGAAAAAUUGCCUUUGGACUGUGCUGCCCUGUGUAAAGGUGGCAGGAAGAAUUUUUUAAAAAGCUUAUUGCUUGGAUUGAUUUUUAAAAAUUAUGAGUUGAAAUGCCUUUCAACCAUUAUUACCUUCUGUGAUAAUUUUUCUCCCUGUCUUUUUCAGCCCAAGAUUCAGCAAUCAGAUGUUUAUUGCACACCUGUUACUCUAUUAUUUGUUGUUCUUGCAUGGUUCAAACCACCCGAGAUUCAGUAGCUGCCCAUCCUUUGCCUUAUCUAACACAAAUGUUGCCAGGAAGGUGGAAAGGAAGUAAGUUUGAUCUCAUUGUGUAACUCAGUGCUGCGUCCCCACCCCCAUGGAAACAUGGGUACAAUCAAGUAUUUGUCCAGCCUGACUGUUGCUGGCUUUUCAUGACUUUAAAAUAAAUUGUGAUCAAAUAAUAGUACAUUUGAUUAUACAUUUGUUACUGUGUCUCUGAUGUACUAUGGUUUGUACAUUGAACUUUGCUAUGGUUUUGUAGUAAUGAACCUUAAAAUGUUGACAAGCUCCAGUUGCUUAUUUUUAGAAAAUGAGGAUAUUUAAUAAAAAAAAAAAAGAGGGACUAAGAGCUUUUGACCUCAAGUCUUUUGUCUGUUGGAGCUUGGCUGAAGUUCAGAUAUAUUUAAUACUAUUAGUUUCUGCAGAUGGUUAAUUAUGCUCUUAAGCAUCUAUUUGAAAAUACUACCUUCUUCACCUGCUAGCCUAAUACUGUUUAAAGAGAAACACAAAGUUGUAAAAGUAAUGAAGUUCUUUGGAUAAUGAAUGCAACCAUGUUUAUCACAUCUGUUCCUUGGCUCAGUUGGGUGUUUGUUUCUACUCUGUCAACUCCCAACUUCUUCAUGUGUAUCUCAAAAUUUAAUACCAGUGAUUUUUAGUAGAAAUAUCAAGAGUGUGAGAUACUGCAAUAUAUAGUAGAUUUUACAGUCUCAUCAAUUCAUUUUUGUUUUAUUGUGAGUGAAAGGAUAGGAUAUCAGCUGUCUUAUUUUCUUUUGAGUUAGAUAUUUAUAAUAAAGUUGUAGGGAUUAUCAUGAAAUCUUUAUCCUUGCUUAUGCUGUUUUAAAAGGCUCUACAGAGCACAGCAGUGACAAAAAAAAAUGGCCAUUUUCCUCUCAAGUUUGAACAAUGUAAUCUAAGAAUACUUAGAAGGUAAAAUAAGCGUUUCAGGGACACUUACCUGUAAAUAGCUUCUUAAGCUAAGCUCUAAUACUGGCAGCCAGUCCUCUUGCCUUGGAGAGCGUGCAGAAGAGGAAAGGGAGGUCGACAUUCUUUUAUAUAUUGGUAUGAUGCUUGUGAAUUGUGAACUUUUUUAUUCACUGUCUUAUUUUCUGAACAACUCUGAGGACAAAAAUUUAGCAAUUAGGAUUCAGAUAUUAUGAUUUGGAGGAUGCUGUAGCUACUAGGUCAGGUUGGAUUAGAAGAAACUAUAGGAGCCUUUGUGGGAUUAGCAUUUUAAAUUGUAAUCUCUUAACUGUCAUUACAAAAAACUUGACUUCAUUUUAUUUGAUCCAAAAAAGCAUUAUUCCAAAGAUUUCUUGAAGUGUAAGAAAUUGGACUUCUACUAGUGUCUUUUAAACUGUUAAAGACUAUUUUAGAAUUCAGCCUUGCGUAUAAGAUCUUUGAAAAGGAGAAUAAGGGAAAAAAACGGGAUUCCUGAGCGUGCCUUACAGACUGUGCCCCCUGCCCCGAGGCCCUUUUGAUACCAGAGCUGUGCUGGAGCACUGGGGGACUGGCAGCAGGCGCUCAGACCUCCCUCAGCAUUGAAGACAGUGACGACCUAGCCUUUGAGCCCUGAAGGGUGCGCUGAUGUGGGAACGGGGGGCAGACGGUCCGGUUCGGCUGUCACUGCAGGCUGUGCGGAGGUGCUGUCACACACAUCUCAUUGGAACUUCGCAGCAACCCCUGAGGCAUGUAGCCCUGUUUUAAGUGACCUGAGACAUAAGUUCUGUAAGGCUAAGAGAAUUAGGUUUUAUACUUCAUCCCAUUUCUUUCAAGGUUGGGGGUUGGCACAUCUUUCUGUACUGGGCCAGAUAUUUUCAUACGUUUUAAGCUUUGUAGGCCAUAAGUCUUUGUUGCAACUGUGUACCUUUGUAGCGUGAAAGGAGCCCAGAGGUAGGCAGCACUUAAAUAAGGAUAGGUGUGGCUGUGCCGUAAACACCUUACUUAUAGAAAGAGGUGGCAAAUAGAAAGAGGUAGCAGAUGGACCACUGUUUGCUGAUCCUCUGCUUUAAAGCAUAUAUGGCACUAGAGCAGUCAUGCAGCUUCAGAAAGUAUUACUGUGGGAUUCUCGGCAAGUUAAAUUCUGUAACUUCAGGGCAUGCAGGAAACACCAUGCCCUUGAACAUUGCUAACUGACUUACACAUAUAUAAUUAACAAAAAUACUAUGUGACCUUGAGGUCACUUUAUUCUGCCCAUUUCCCCAACUUCUCCCCCUAAACCCUGAGGUCAAGAGCCAACAUAUAUUCUGUUGUUCGUGGAGCACCAGCCAACUGUACAACUGUUAUAAAAAUGUUUAUUGUUUACCAAAACCAGUGGACCUCUUAUCAAAUGCUGCUUGGUAACAAAACCUUAUCACAGUUUUAAUAAUAAUAAUAAAAGAACGAAGCUAA
Molecule: messenger RNA, 4630 nt
Organism: Cervus elaphus (red deer)
Lineage: Eukaryota; Metazoa; Chordata; Mammalia; Artiodactyla; Cervidae
Gene: USP14
Product: ubiquitin specific peptidase 14
Exons: 16
Coding region: 321-1805 (494 amino acids)
Biological process (GO): protein deubiquitination; regulation of proteasomal protein catabolic process; proteasome-mediated ubiquitin-dependent protein catabolic process
Molecular function (GO): proteasome binding; cysteine-type deubiquitinase activity; protein binding
Source: RefSeq, a predicted model, not a curated record